Messenger RNA from Cataglyphis hispanica, 1383 nucleotides. RefSeq names its product putative GPI-anchor transamidase (gene PIG-K). Gene Ontology annotation, cellular component: GPI-anchor transamidase complex. Gene Ontology annotation, biological process: protein localization to cell surface; attachment of GPI anchor to protein; proteolysis. The transcript is spliced from 4 exons. Lineage: Eukaryota; Metazoa; Arthropoda; Insecta; Hymenoptera; Formicidae. The record is from RefSeq and is a predicted model, not a curated record. Bases 326 to 1342 code for a protein of 338 amino acids. Gene Ontology annotation, molecular function: GPI-anchor transamidase activity.
UUUAGGUUAUGACUAGUUUAGGUUAAUGACUAGUUUGUUAGUAAUCUUUGCGCUUGUCUAGUAUUUGUAACAUCGGGAUGUUUGUAAAAUAGGUUAUGUGUUCUUGAUUAAUUUCUGUUAGUUUAGGUUAGAUUUCUCCGCGUUUGAUUACGUUUGGUUUCUCCGGUUUGAUAGAACAUUCGUCAAGUGUGUAUAUUCAAAAUAUGUGUGUGAAAGAAUAAAAUGUUUUUUAGAUGACGCGAUAUAUUUAAUCUAUGAUAGUCGCUAUAGUUUAUACGAUCGAAAAAUAAUCUCACAUUGUAUACAGAUUUCAUAAAUCAUCGAAAUGUAUUUAAUAUCUUAUACGACGAUACUGAUUUCCUUUCUAAUAUCGUGCCGCACGUGGGAGAUACCGGAAAACUUUGCGAAAACUGAACAUUCCAAUAAUUGGGCAGUUUUGGUCGACACAUCGCGUUUCUGGUUUAACUAUCGACACGUUGCGAAUGUUUUAUCUAUUUAUCGAAGUGUUAAACGUUUGGGAAUACCAGAUUCGCAAAUCAUUCUUAUGAUAGCCGAUGACAUGGCAUGCAAUCCUAGGAAUCCUAGACCAGCGACUGUUUUCAACAAUAUUAAACAACAUAUUAAUGUUUAUGGCGAUGAUGUAGAGGUUGAUUAUAGAGGUUACGAAGUAACAGUAGAAAAUUUUGUUAGAUUAUUGACCGGUCGCUUAGCGGAGGAAACUCCAAGAUCCAAGAAACUAUUAACGGAUGAGGGUUCAAAUAUCUUAAUUUAUUUAACUGGUCAUGGUGGUAAUGGAUUCUUAAAGUUUCAAGAUUCUGAAGAAAUUACUAGUCAAGAGUUAGGAGAUGCAUUAGAACAAAUGUGGCAAAAACGAAGAUAUCACGAAAUUCUAUUUGUGGUUGACACGUGUCAAGCGAGUUCAAUGUAUGAAAAGUUUUAUUCUCCAAAUAUAUUAGCAGUUGCUUCUAGUUUAGUAGGAGAAGAUUCACUUUCUCAUCAUGUGGAUCCUGCUAUUGGUGUUUACAUUAUAGAUCGAUAUACUUAUUACGCAUUAAACUUUUUGGAAAAAGUGGAACCAUCUAGUUCUAAAACUUUGGGUGAAUUUUUGAAAGUAUGUCCAAGAGAUUAUUGUUUAUCUACAGUAGGUGUAAGAAGAGAUUUAUUCAGGAGAGAUCCAGAUAAAGUGCCAGUAACAGAUUUCUUUGGAUCUCUUAGACCUGUGGAACUUACAACAAAUAUAAUAAAUGUUUUACCUGUUAAAUCAAAUCGUACAAAAAUUGAAGAGCCAAAAGGAAAAUAUAGUUAUGUUGCACAAUUCCCUGAUGUAUCCCAAUUCAUAUGAAUAAUAAGAAUAGACAGAAGCUUUCUGCCAUUUGAUUUUAA